Porites evermanni is the source of this 675-nucleotide messenger RNA. Lineage: Eukaryota; Metazoa; Cnidaria; Anthozoa; Scleractinia; Poritidae. The record is from the annotation of a GenBank genome assembly.
AUGGGAGACGAGAUGCUUAGCGUGUUCUACAGUGGAGACAUUUUCACGAGGCACGGGAAGAUAAGUGCUAGGGAAGUUGCAAACCUAACGGCUAGCUUCGAUGAAAAGAGCGAAUUCCGCCUGUUUAGAGACUACUUUGGGUUGAUAAGACUCGUGCAGAAUGCGGCCGAGUUGGACAACACCGAACCCGGGUUUGACAGCUUGUACGAUUUUACUUACACCAAGAGAUCUCGCGUAGACAGCGUGGGUUCCGAUCACUCGCUAACGAGCUCAAGCUCCGGUGGCAACGCUGAAAUUGAACUAUUCGUGGAAACGCCGUCUAAAGCUCCAGGAACCUCGCUCGCGCCUGGCGCACCAACACGCGUUUCGAAGCGGAACGCCGAAAACAACAGCGAGGUAGCCAAUCGCAAUCGGAAGAACAGAGAAAGUAAGAAAAACAGAAACGCAAACGUGUGCGUUUUUUGCAGGAAUAACGGAGAGUCCAAGAAAGUGUAUUCGAGUCACGUUUUGAAAGAUGCUGAAGGGAACACAACAUGUCCGAUUCUUCGAGCGUAUACCUGCCCGCUCUGCAAAGCUUCCGGAAACGAGUCGCACACCAUCAAAUACUGUCCGAAGAACAAAAACACUACAAAACAACAGCAAAGUCAAACGACAGCAAGUCAGGGCUUGAACUGA